AUGCAAGUCACGAUCAAGUCCUUCCAUCCGGUGGCACACUGGAAAUGGAAUCUCGAGAACUCGAAACCGAUUGAUCCAAACCACGAGCCAGAAACCUUACCGGGGAUAUUGAACACGCCUGCAGAUUUUUCCAAGGAUGACUCGAACGGGAGUACUCUGACUAGCGAUAACUUGAUAGGAGUAGCAGCAAACCCGAUAAUCGAAGAUGAGGAGGAUGAAGACCUUUGCGGGAUCUGUCAGGAGUCCAGUAAACAGUCCUGUCCGAUGGAUCGCCGACCGUGGGUUACUGCUGGUGGACAUGCUGAAACUUAG
Molecule: messenger RNA, 312 nt
Organism: Puccinia triticina
Lineage: Eukaryota; Fungi; Basidiomycota; Pucciniomycetes; Pucciniales; Pucciniaceae
Exons: 3
Coding region: 1-312 (103 amino acids)
Source: RefSeq, a predicted model, not a curated record